Molecule: messenger RNA, 1457 nt
Organism: Paramuricea clavata
Lineage: Eukaryota; Metazoa; Cnidaria; Anthozoa; Malacalcyonacea; Plexauridae
Source: the annotation of a GenBank genome assembly
AUGGUAACGUCAGCUCCAGUCUUGAAAUAUUUCAAUCCAAAAGAUCCAAUUAAAGUCACGUCGGAUUCGUCAAAGUUUGGUCUUGGAGCUGUUCUUGAGCAACGAGAGGAGGGUAAGUGGAAACCUGUAGCUUUUGCCUCCGGUUCAUUGACUCAGUCUGAGCAAAACUACACUCAGAUUGAAAAGGUGACUCUCAGUGUUGUAUUUACUUGUGAGAAAUUUAAGGAAUAUUUUUAUGGACAAAGCCUUGUUGUUGAAAAUGAUCACCAGCCCUUGAAAGCAAUAUUUUGGAAGCCACUGAUUAAGGCGCCAGCAAGAAUUCAAAGAUUCCUGCUAAGGCUUCAGCCUUAUAUGUUUACUUUCAAGUUUGUAUAAAUGGAAAGGACAUUCCUGUAGCAGAUACACUCAGUCGUGCAUUCUUAGAUGUUUCAAAUCUGGAAAUACCUGAAUGUGAACUAAAUUGUUUUAAUUUGUACACAUGAUUAAUGAUCAGGGAACAAUUUCCAAGUCGAAAUUGUCCGAGUUUGCUACGGAGACCUCAAAGGAUCCUGAUUUACAGAAAUUAAAGAAUUGUGUACUAAAUGAAUGGCCAGACAAGGCGAGACAAGUUGAUCCUGCUGUAAGGCCAUAUUACAGUUUUCGAGACGAAAUCACGCUAUAUGAAGACGUCUUGCUCAAAUGUGACAGAACCAUGGUACCAUCAAGUCUUCGAGAUGAAAUGCGACAAAGGAUCCAUCAUGGUCAUCUUGGAAUAGAAAAGUGUAAAGCUCGUGCCAGAUCAACACUUUAUUGGCCAGGUAUGAUUAGUGAAAUUGUUGAUAUUGUUACCUCCGCCAGGAGGUUAUGUAAUCAUCUGGGUUUGUAUGUGUGUAUGUGUGUAUGUGUGUAUGUGUGUGUGUGUAUGUUUGUGUGUAUGUGUGUGUGUUUGUCUCGGCGGUGAGCACGAUAACUCAAGAAAUACCAAACAUAUUCAUACGAAAUUCUUUGAAUGCAUUUUCCAUCGGCUAAGUAAGAACCGAUUAAAAUUUGGUCGAAUUUGGUUAAAAAUUGAACGAGAAAUGAACAAAAUUUUGUCUUGCUUUUCCCGGUCAAUUAAAAAAAACUCACUAAAUGCGUAAUUAGGAUGUGUAUAAUGUAUGCACGCAGUACUAAGACAAUAAUGAGAUGAUAAACCUCAUUAAGCUUCAGCCUUAUUAUCUAUUGUCUUAGUUGCAUUUCACACGACCGAAUUUCAAUGCGGGCGGAGUUAUGCAGUCUCUGAGUGCCCUCUAGUUUUUAAUGCGGUUCGGCACAUGAGAAGCGCGACGUUUGAAACAGGCCUAUCCUGCCUUGUGUUGAAGUUGACUCCACAUUAAAUCUUAACACUCACUUUGAGGCUUGUUUUAAACGUGCAUCAACAAGGUUACGUCUACUGUCCAAAAUUAGAGAUAAUUGAAACGUGGACUCUGCGAGACUGA